Messenger RNA from Pichia kudriavzevii, 1713 nucleotides. RefSeq lists its product as uncharacterized. The record is from RefSeq and is a predicted model, not a curated record. Gene Ontology annotation, molecular function: succinate-semialdehyde dehydrogenase (NAD+) activity. Lineage: Eukaryota; Fungi; Ascomycota; Pichiomycetes; Pichiales; Pichiaceae. The transcript has a single exon. Bases 1 to 1713 code for a protein of 570 amino acids.
AUGAUAGAAAAAAAAAACGUAAGGAAAACUUGCACGGUAGAGCAUACAACUACGAUGUACGGACCUGAGGCUUUUUUUUUUCUCCAGGUUACUGAUACCGAGGCCAAAUAUUAUAAAUACCUUGGAUUUAUCAUUGUCUUUAUACGCAUAUUUUCCUAUUGUACUUCGAGUUCCUGCAUAGUAAACACAAUGUUAAGAAGAUUCUACAGUUCAUCGAUUAAGUCGAAUUUACAGACACUCUCUGUAAUAAAGAAUCAAGAAUUGAUCAAAACUGUCCCAUAUAUUGGUGGUGAAUUUAUUUCUGCUAAUGGUCCAAAGUUCGGAGUGACUAAUCCAUUUGAUGGCACAACAUUAACCGACGUUACAGCUACCUCUGAAUCGCAGCUGAGCAUAGCAUUUGAAAAUACGGCUACAUCCUUUGAGGCAUUCAAGAAAACUACUCCAAGGUGGAGAAGCAGAUUAUUACGCAAACUGAAUGAUGCAAUCUUAGCCAAUGCCGAUGAUUUGGCUAAGCUCAUGACUUUGGAAAAUGGAAAACCAUUGGCUGAUUCAUUGGGAGAAGUGAAGUAUGGAGCUAGCUUUAUGGAAUGGUUUUCGGAGGAAGCCCCUAGAUUAAACGGUGAGAUUAUUUACUCCAGUGAUCCUAGAAAGAGAAUUUACGCAUACAGGGUCCCUGUUGGUGCUGUUGGUAUUUUAACUCCGUGGAAUUUUCCCUUGGCAAUGAUCACCAGAAAGUUAGGUGCUGCAAUUGCUGCUGGAUGUACAACUAUAAUAAAACCCGCUGCGGAAACCCCAUUAACAGCCUUGGCAUUUGCAAAGAUAUGCGAGGAUGUUGGAGUUCCAGCGGGGGUGGUUAAUAUUGUCCCUGUUGAAUACGAAAGAACACCCGAGUUUGGUACAAGAUAUUGCGAGUCGCCUCACUUAAGAAAAAUCAGUUUCACUGGAAGCACAAAAAUCGGAAAGCUCCUUUACCAGCAAAGUGCUAGUACAGUAAAGAAAAUGUCGAUGGAAUUGGGUGGUAACAGUCCUUUUGUUGUAAGCAACAAAAUCAAUGACUUAGAAAAGGCUGUAGACGGAUUAAUUGCAGCAAAGUUUAGAAGUUCUGGUCAGACAUGCGUGUGUGUCAAUAGAGUAUAUCUACAUGAUGCCAUCUAUGAUGAUUUUGUCAAAUUGUUACUAGAAAAAUUAAAACGGAAUACAAGACUGGGACCUGGUAUGGAUCCGAGCGUCACCCACGGGCCUCUGAUUCAUGAGCGUGCUUUAAAUAAAGUCGCAGGUUUGGUAGAUGAUGCUAUCUCCAAGGGUGCCCAGGUCUUGCUGGGUGGUAAAAAGAGACCUGAUCUUGGACCUAACUUUUAUGACUUAACGGUUUUAGGAGACGUUACUCCAGAAAUGAAGAUCUACGAAACCGAGAUUUUCGGACCAGUUGCUUCUCUCAUCAGAUACAGUGGGUCAAUGGAAUCCCUACUUUUACAGGCAAAUCGCAACAGUGAAGACGUCGGUCUUGCGGCAUAUGUAUUCAGCGAUGAUGUGAAGGAAUGCCGCAUUGCACAGGAAGGACUUGAUUUUGGUAUGGUCGGAAUUAACACCGGACUUAUCAGUGAAGCAGCUCUACCAUUUGGCGGAGUAAGAUGCUCCGGUUUUGGCCGUGAGGGAAGUGUUUAUGGUAUUGACGAAUACACUGUCGUCAAAAGUAUUGUUGAACACGUAUAA